AUGAGCGCGGAGAAGACCAUUCUGUCAAUUCAAUCGUUUGUUACCCACGGUUACGUUGGAAACAAGGCCGCCACCUUUCCACUACAGUUGCACGGUUUUGAUGUGGAUAACAUUAACACUGUGAGCCUUUCCAAUCACAGCGGCUACCCGAUUAUUUGUGGGCACCGCAUGGACCUUCAGGAGUACGAAACUUUAAUGGACGGGAUUCGUGCGAACAACUUCCUCUCCAGCUAUCGCUACGUUUUGACCGGGUACAUCAACAACGCCGAUAUUGUGAGGAAGGUCCGGGACACGGUUCGUGAAAUACGGACGCUGCGUGAGAAGGAAGGAAAGAAGCUGACUUUUGUAUGCGAUCCAGUCAUGGGAGAUGAUGGCAUUAUGUACUGCAAAGAGGAGGUAUUACAGGCGUACAAGGAUAUGAUUGGGAAUGCCGACAUCUCCACCCCAAACUAUUAUGAAGCAAGUCUGUUGAGCGGCAUCAAUAUUACUGAUAUGAAGACUGCACUGCAGGCAGCAGACUGGUUUCAUGCACAGGGAACCAAAAUUGUGGUCAUUAAGUCCUUCCGCACGAAGGAGGACCCUCAGAACCUCCAAUUUCUUGUCUCUUCCAUGACAGAUGAAGAUAAAACACCUCAGCGCUUUACCGGUGUGUUUCCUUACCUUGAGGGGCGCUACACUGGCACUGGUGAUGUUUUCUCGGCGGUCUUUCUGGCCUUUUUACACCAGCACCCACUAGAGGUGGCGGUGGGAAAAGCGAUGGGUGUCCUGCAGGACGUCAUUUUGGCGACGCGCAAGGAAGGCGGUGAUGGUAAGAGCUCCUUGAUGAGCCGCGAGCUGCGCGUGACGAGGUCAGUCCAAUCAUUGCUAAAUCCCACCACUCUGGUUGAGGUGAAGCCAAUGUGA
Trypanosoma rangeli is the source of this 903-nucleotide messenger RNA. Its product is annotated as pyridoxal kinase. Gene Ontology annotation, cellular component: cytosol. Gene Ontology annotation, molecular function: pyridoxal kinase activity. The record is from RefSeq and is a predicted model, not a curated record. Gene Ontology annotation, biological process: pyridoxal 5'-phosphate salvage. The coding region runs from base 1 to 903 and encodes 300 amino acids. Lineage: Eukaryota; Euglenozoa; Kinetoplastea; Trypanosomatida; Trypanosomatidae. The transcript has a single exon.